Molecule: messenger RNA, 753 nt
Organism: Brettanomyces nanus
Lineage: Eukaryota; Fungi; Ascomycota; Pichiomycetes; Pichiales; Pichiaceae
Gene: YPT6
Product: Rab GTPase ypt6
Exons: 4
Coding region: 1-753 (250 amino acids)
Molecular function (GO): GTPase activity; GTP binding
Source: RefSeq, a predicted model, not a curated record
AUGAGACAGGGUGGAAAGCAAAAGCCUUUAAAGAAGCCUAAGAAAAAGGGACAGAAUUUAGACGAGCAGGAUGUGGCCUUCAAAGAGAAGAAGAAGGAAGAAGAAAAGCUUGUGAAACAGAUGGCCGCUAAGGCUGCUGGAAAGGGCCCUAUGUACAAGAUAGUGUUUUUAGGAGAUCAAGGUGUGGGAAAAACUUCUUUGAUCACACGAUUUAUGUAUGAUACUUUCGACUCACACUAUGCAGCAACCAUCGGUAUAGAUUUCCUUUCUAAGACGAUGUAUUUAGACGAUAAGACGAUCAGGCUACAACUAUGGGACACUGCUGGACAGGAACGAUUUAGAUCCCUUAUUCCUUCUUACAUACGAGAUUCUAAUGUGGCAAUCGUUGUAUAUGAUAUCACCAAUAAGGAUUCGUUCAACGACGUUCAGAAAUGGUUUGACUAUAUUAGAGCGGAACGGGGGACCGAUGUGUUGAUUGUUCUGGUGGGUAACAAGUCUGAUUUGGAAGAUAAGGUGAUCACUAGCGAAGAAGGAGAGGAACAGGCCAAGAAGUUGGGUUGCAAUUUCUUCAUAGAGACAAGUAGUAAGAACGGAUACAAUGUCAAGAAGCUUUUCAAGAAAAUCGCCAAACUUCUACCGGAGCUGCAGAACGAAGAUGCCGAUCAGGCACUGGGUGGCGGUAACCAGAACGUGCAGACUAUAGAUGUCAGCACGGACAAAUCUCCUCAAGAGGAAGGAAUCGCAAAUCAAUAG